This is a messenger RNA of Pelecanus crispus (Dalmatian pelican), 1054 nucleotides long. The record is from RefSeq and is a predicted model, not a curated record. NCBI's taxonomy places the organism in Eukaryota, Metazoa, Chordata, Aves, Pelecaniformes, Pelecanidae.
GCGACUAAAUGCAGAAUUAGAAGCAAAAACAGAAAAACUGGUGCGUCAGGCUGAAGAAGUAAUGAAAGGCCAACAGGAGAUACUAUCUAGGCCAGUUUCAGUACAGACUAAGUCAUGUGAAGAUGACAGACAGAGAGCUCCGCUGUAUCCUGAAGUUUCAUCUCUUACACACUCAAAUGCCAAGGUGGCAAACAAGAAGAAAUGUGCUCCCAUGCCCAUGGCUCAGAACAGACUGUGCUCUGGAAGUAAGGGAAAAAGAACAACUUCAAGUUCAAAGAUAAGAAACCUGGAAGUGCAAAGUGCUGAUGAUGUUGCAGUACUGGAGGAUUGCAUAGAUUUUUCUUUAGCAAAAACAAUAAGCAAAAUUGAAGAAAAACUAGAGAGAGGAGCCUUACCGGAUUGUCUAGAUGAUGAUAUUAUUCCAAGCAUUGGAAAUGAAAUUGGAGCAGAAGCUCAAAUCAGAUUUCUUAAGGCAAAGUUACGUGUUACGCAGGAAGAGCUGGAUAGUGUAGCGUGUGAAUGCAGGAAAAAGGAUGAUGAAAAUCAGAAUUUAAAAUCUCGGCUUAAAGGUACUGAAGAAGAAAACACCAGACUGCAACGAACAAUCAGUAUGCAACAUUCUCAGACUGAAAAGUACAAAAUGUUGUCACAAGAAGCAAACAAAAAAAGUGAAGGGUUACAACAGGAGGUCAUUGCGCUAGAAAAGGAAUUGGAGAAUCUAAAGCGUGUACAAAAGCAGGCCACAAGCAGUCAGAGUGCAACAGAGGUUCGCUUAAACAGGGCCCUGGAAGAAGCGGAAAGGUAUAAAGUGGAGCUGAAUAAACUGAAGCAAAGUAACAAGGAUGUAGCUAACCAAGAACUCAAAACAAUUGAAGAAUUAAAAACAGAAAACAAGAAACUGCAGAAACAAAAAGGAGAGCUAAUGACAGGUUUUAAAAAGCAGUUAAAGUUAAUUGAUAUUUUAAAGAGACAAAAGAUGCACAUUGAAGCUGCUAAGAUGCUUUCUUUUACUGAAGAGGAAUUCAUGAAAGCUCUUGAGUGGGGAAAUUAUUGA